UUUUUUACAUAAUACUCUCACCAUUCCAUAAAAAUAAAUAUUUUUAAAAUUUUAUUUGUUUUUCACAUAUUUUGUUUUCAAAUUUUUUUUUGUUUAUUUACCUGUUUUAGUCAUAUUAAAUAGAUAACUACUACAUAUAUUAUUUAUUCUUUUCAAAUUAUAGUAUUGUAAAAAGUAUUUUAGAUAUCAUGUAUUUUUAAAGUACAAAAAUCUAAGAAAAAUCGAAACUGAUAGAAUAUAUAACAGAUUCCACUAUUGUCCUUAAAUUAUUAGGGUCAAAAAAAAUUUAUUAGUUUAAUUUACUUAUAAUUUUUUUUUAUAAUUUGGAAAAUAAUCUAUAACAGAUUACACUGUUUUAAAAUUACUAGGUUGACAUGUUACCUAUGUCAAAGAAAUAGAAGUUAUCCUUUAACUGUUAGGAUUCGAAAUAUUUACAAAUCCUAUAUCUUAGCGGUUUUUAAUUUUGCUAUAUUAUAGGGUUUAGAGUUGUUAUUUAAUUAGCUUACGAGUUACGACGAAGAACAUCACUCGCAAGAUAAAGAACAAAAUCAUGAGCAGUAGUAGCAGUCCUGGUACUCGAAGUUUAUUCAAAACCAUGAGCAGUAGUAGUAACAGCGACACUGAUGAUGAUGAUCUAACAAGAGUGUUACCUGUACAACGCUCUAGGGCAAAUUCUGGUAACCGAUAUAGGUCAAGUUCUGCUGAUCUAAACAGGAGACGUGCUGAGAAAGUUAGAACAGUUUCUACUAGAGAAAAGAAAGAAGAGUCCAAACCGGAACCAGAAGAAGAGAAAGUUGGCGACAUCGUUCGUCUCGGACGGAACAGCUACUUUGUGGUUGACAUCUUCGAGAAGGAGAUCAUGGAGUUGGGAGAUAAGGUGGAUUUAAACUUCAAGAGGUUCAACAAGUUCGAAGCUGUUGAUGGAUGUUGUCCAUGGGAUCAUCACUUCGGCAAGUACAGGUGUUGUUACUCGUCUUGCUGCUGCGUAUGUUCAAUCAGUACCGUUGAGAGGGAGUGGGGGAAGCUGCAGAGAGAGUUAGAGAAGAGAGAUGGUUCUUCCAGUGGAGUCAGCUUCUUUGUUAGAACUUACAACGAAAGAAAAGAGCUGAUGAGAGUUGCUGUAACCGAUCCGAGUCACAGCUUGUUCUUCUUCGACGUUAAGUUCCCUGUAGACUAUCCACACCAAGCGCCGAGUCUCUUCUACCAUUCCUAUGGCCUUCCUUUGAGUAACUUUGAGACACAAAAGUUACUAAAAGCCAAACUUGAUUACAACAUAUUAGAUGUGUUUCUCCACAUUGAAGAGAUUGUGAUGAACAACACCAACAAGUCAUGUCAUCAGAUGCUGGAUACGCUCAAGCGUCCUCUCAAUGGGUUUGAGGAUUUCGUUAAAGGUCAUUUUAGGAAGAAGGGUGCUUUUAUUCUGAAGAACAUGAUUGAAGAGAUGGAUUUGGCAAAGGAGAGGGAUAGAAACAUGUUCUUCAAGACUUAUGUUGCCUUUGAAGACAAUAAAACUUACGGUGAGCAUCUUCUCAACAGUGAUCUUAAAGAAGAGCUGGAGAGGUACAAAGAGAAAGAGUGUUCUCUAAGUGAUCACUACUACUCUUCUUCAUCUUCCUACUUCCAACCCAUUACUAGCAGGUUUGAUGAUAUUCAGAAGACACCCAGAUACAAAAACUUCUUGAACAAGAUCUUUCUCUUGUAGUUUAUCUAGUAGUUGUUUUAUAGGUUUUCUUUGAAUUCUUAAUAAUUUAUGAGUUUCUUUUAUGAGUGACUCUCUUAGGAGACUGUAUUCAUUUGAGAGUUGUGAUUUGGAAACAUUUGAUUUUAGGGUGUUUAUUUUACUGAAACACUAGUUUUAGUGUGUUCUUAGAAGAUUUUAAGUGAAUUGAAUAGUUUAAUAUGA
Brassica napus (rape) is the source of this 1903-nucleotide messenger RNA. RefSeq names its product probable ubiquitin-conjugating enzyme E2 23. Lineage: Eukaryota; Viridiplantae; Streptophyta; Magnoliopsida; Brassicales; Brassicaceae. Gene Ontology annotation, molecular function: ubiquitin conjugating enzyme activity. The transcript has a single exon. The coding region runs from base 551 to 1702 and encodes 383 amino acids. The record is from RefSeq and is a predicted model, not a curated record.